Messenger RNA from Pipistrellus nathusii (Nathusius's pipistrelle), 2199 nucleotides. The record is from the annotation of a GenBank genome assembly. Lineage: Eukaryota; Metazoa; Chordata; Mammalia; Chiroptera; Vespertilionidae.
AUGAUUCCCGGGAAACUCCGCUCUGUUUCUGGCCGGGCUACGAGCAACGUGAACUGUGGGCUUCACCUGGUUAUUCAAACAUCAUCUUUUCCUGAGAAAAACAAAGUUGAAUUAAGGCUAAAUAAAGAAACACCAUCAUUCCCUGGUCGACUCUUACAACAUGACCUUGAAAGAAACUACUCAAGUCGGCAAGCAAACGUGACAGAACUGUAUGGGCUGGACAUGAAAACUACCACGAACUCCUUAUCAGCAUUUGGAGAUUCUUCCAUUCAGAUACCUUCCAAGUCCAGAAUCCGGCAGGGCUGUCAUAGUGCUGGCCCAAGUGUAUCUGGUGAUCAUAUUAAUUUGGUGAGCUCAUCAGUGUCAUCAUUUCACAUUCUCCAGCGUUCUUCUGAAGAGAAAAUUCUUUACUCAGAUAGACUGACCCUAGAAAGGCAAAAGCUGACUGUAUGUCCUGUUAUCGAUGGGGAAGAACACCUUCGUUUAUUGAACUUCCAACACAAUUUUAUAACUCGAAUCCAAAAUAUUUCUAAUCUACGGAGGCUAAUAUUCUUGGAUUUAUAUGAUAACCAUAUAGAAGAAAUUAGUGGGCUUUCUACUCUCAGAUCCCUUCGUGUCCUUCUGUUGGGGAAAAACAGAAUCAAGAAAAUCUCAAAUCUGGAGAAUCUAAAAAGUUUAGAUGUCUUGGACCUUCAUGGAAAUCAGAUUGCCAAAAUCGAAAAUAUCAAUCAUUUGUGUGAUUUGAGAGUUUUAAACCUUGCCAGGAACCUUUUAAGUCAUGUUGAUAAUCUUAAUGGGCUGGAUUCACUAACUGAACUGAACUUGCGACACAAUCAGAUUACUUUUGUGAGAGAUGUGGAUAAUUUACCCUGCCUCCAACGUCUGUUUCUCAGCUUCAACAAUAUAUCUAAUUUUGAGAGUGUUUGCUGCCUUGCUGAUUCUCCUUCUCUCUCAGACAUCACUUUUGAUGGCAACCCCAUAGCUCAGGAGCCAUGGUACAAGCACACUGUUCUUCAGAACAUGCUGCAGCUGCGCCAGCUGGAUACAAGGAGAGUCACGGAAGAAGAAAGGCGAAUGGCAUCUGUUGUAGCCAAAAAAGAGGAAGAGAAGAGGCGGGAAAGUCAUAAACAAUCCUUGCUUAAGGAGAAGAAAAGGUUAACAAUUAACAACAUAGCAAGACAGUGGGACUUGCAACAUCCAGUAACCAAUAUUGCUACAAAUGAAGAUAGAAAAAAUUCUGAUUCUCCUUCUCUGGACCCCUGUCUGAUGGAUGGAAGCACCACCUCUGCAUUUCCAGAGGAAACAGGGUCUCUGGACUCAGUACUCACCAAUGCUUUACAAGCCUUAUCUGUCACAGACACGCACCUUGUUGAUGUGGAUGGGGACACACUUUCCCUGUAUGGCUCAGGAGCACUGGAAUCUCUAGAUCGGAAUUGGAGCAUUCAAACAGCAGGAAUGGUGACAACAGUGUCCUUCACUUUCAUAGAAUUUGAUGAAAUCGUCCAAGUGCUGCCCAAAUUGAAGAUGAAGUUUCCUAAUUCUCUGCACCUUAAAUUCAAGGAAACAAAUCUUGCAAUGCUACAACAGUUUAACGCAUUAGCACAACUCCAUCGUGUUGACCAGUUGACAAUUGAUCCUCAAGGAAAUCCAGUUGUCAAUUUUACACUGUGGAAAUACUAUGUACUAUUUAGGCUGAGCCAUUUUAAUAUGCAGAAAAUAAAUGAGACAGAGGUGACACAGAACGAUAUGAUAAUGGCUGAAAGACUCUUUGGAAUCCUAGCUCAUGUAGCAUCUUCUGAGUUACCCCAUUACCGAGUGAUUUCAAUUCUGGGUGAUGCCAGGAAGAAACAAUUCCGCUAUCUACAAGAAACGAAGGGGAAAAAACAUGGUAUUGUUAAUGAAGAAAAUAAUGAUAGCAAAAGAUUUGUAGGAGAAAAUACAAAUCGUGCUAUGCUAAAUUAUACCACAAGAGACUUUUAUAAUGAAAAGCUAGAGGAAACAAAGGAAAAAAAGAAAUUCUGCAAAAUUUACAUAGAGGACCUUGUGAAGGAAGCCACAGAAAUCAACAUGAAGAAAGAGGCUUUGCAGAAGCUUUGGCCACAGAUGUUCAUUGAGCUUGUUAGGGAUGCAGUCUUGGAAACUCGCAACAAAAAUUCCUAUAUGAAGUUUUGCCUACAGCAAAUAGCUGACCAAAAAUAG